Molecule: messenger RNA, 1605 nt
Organism: Aspergillus ruber CBS 135680
Lineage: Eukaryota; Fungi; Ascomycota; Eurotiomycetes; Eurotiales; Aspergillaceae
Product: putative MFS alpha-glucoside transporter
Exons: 2
Coding region: 1-1605 (534 amino acids)
Biological process (GO): transmembrane transport; carbohydrate transport
Cellular component (GO): membrane
Molecular function (GO): carbohydrate:proton symporter activity
Source: RefSeq, a predicted model, not a curated record
AUGUCUGAAAAAGAAAUUCUCGUCCAGGCAAUCCCUCCCUCCGACGCCCAGGAUGCGGAAAAAUCGCAGCAGUUUACAAUCCACGAGCACUCGACCGGCUUCUGGCAGGCCCUUCGUUUAAACUGGCCGGCCUUCCUUUGGGGCCUGUUUAUCAAUUUUGCAACUAUUCUCAAAGGCAUUGACGGAGGUGUCGUACGCGGUCUCGUCGGCCUCGACGCUUUCAAACACACAUACGGCUAUAACUAUAAUGGCGAGUAUGUCAUCGCUGCGCAUUGGAUCUCGGCCUUUAACUAUGCCAAUCUUCUCGGGGCCAUUGUUGGCGCGCUAUGUUCCGGCCCGGCUUAUGACCGGUUCGGUCCGCGGCUGAUGAUGACGAUCUGCUCAUGUCUGUCAAUCGCUUUUAUUUUCCUGCAGUUCUUCAGUCACACGCCGGCACAACUAUUCGUCGGCCAAUUGAUCAAUGGCUGCAUCAUCGCAUUUUAUCCCAUUUGCGCAUCGGCGUAUGUCAGUGAAGUCACGCCGUUGGCGCUGCGCGGAUGCGUAGCUUCCAUGACAAACCUAGCGUUUUCGAUUGGUUCGCUCAUCGCAUCUGGUAUCCUCAAAGGCACUGAGUCAAUAGACACCAUAUGGUCGUACAAAAUCCCCAUCGCAACGCAAUGGAUCAUGCCCGUCGUCAUCCUCUCGUCUGUCGCCUUCUGUCCAGAUCCGCCAUACUGGCUCUGCCGGAAAGGCAAGACAGAUGCUGCCCUACGCUCUCUGCGCAGACUAGCCACGCCGCAAAUCGACGUUAGUCUCAAAUUAGCACAUAUCCAAGAAACUCUCCGCCUAGAAGCAAGUUUCAAAAACCACUCCAAUCGACCGAACUACCUGGAAUGUUUCCGCGGGCCUGAUCUCCGUCGACUGAUUAUUUGCGUCAUGGCAUACGACAUGCAGGCUUUCGCCGGUAACGUCUUCUUCAUCAGCUAUGCCGUGCAGUUCAUGGAAGUCGCCGGGUUGAGCUCAUCGGAUGCGUUCUCUAUGAACCUCGGCAUGACUGCAAUCGGCCUCGUGGGAACUUGCGUCUCAUGGACGCUUCUGUCAUGGGUUGGUCGACGACCUGUGUAUCUCGUCGGGUGCACUGUUCUUUGCGCGCUGCAGCUCUCAAUCGGUCUAGUAGACGCUAUCGCACCGCAAGAUGACAGCGGCAAUGAAGGUGCUACCUGGGCACAGUGCGGUCUGAUGAUCGUUUGCACGUUAGUGUAUGACUUGACUCUGGGGCCUUUCUGCUACGUACUGCUGGCGGAGGUGUCAUCUGCAAGGCUGCGCGGGGCAACUGUUGCUCUGUCGACGGUCAGCUGCUUCGUCUGGUCGAUUGUGUUCGCUGUGGCUAUUCCGUAUGCUAUGGAUAAAGACGAGGCGAACUGGGGCGGAAAGUUAGGGUUUCUGUUUGCGGGAACGACGCUAUUGUGUCUGGUAUAUUGCUUCUUUUGCUUACCGGAAACGAAAGGACGGACAUUUGAGGAGCUGGAUAUCCUGUUUGAAAGGAAGGUGCCGAGUCGGAAGUUCAAGAAUUACCAGAUUGAUAUGGCUAUUGAGCGGGAGAGCACUACUAGUUCAGAGUCAUAA